Rhodamnia argentea is the source of this 1137-nucleotide messenger RNA. RefSeq names its product caffeic acid 3-O-methyltransferase 1-like. The record is from RefSeq and is a predicted model, not a curated record. Bases 1 to 1137 code for a protein of 378 amino acids. Gene Ontology annotation, biological process: methylation. Lineage: Eukaryota; Viridiplantae; Streptophyta; Magnoliopsida; Myrtales; Myrtaceae. Gene Ontology annotation, molecular function: S-adenosylmethionine-dependent methyltransferase activity; protein dimerization activity; O-methyltransferase activity. The transcript is spliced from 5 exons.
AUGGAUCUGGAAAAUGAUAGACAGAUCGAGACGGGUACGAUGUUGAGCGAGACCCCGAUGGCCCCCGCCCAAGUCCCCAAUGACGACGAUGAUGAAAUUGUUUCCUUCGCGAUACAACUCACCAGCGCUGCCGGGCUGCCCAUGGUCCUCAAGACGGCUCUCGAGCUCGACCUCCUCGAGAUCAUGGCCAAGGCCGGACCCGGCGCAUGCCUCUCUGCCCCCGAGAUUGCAUCUCAGCUCCCGACCGAGAACCCAGACGCGCCCGCGAUGCUCGAUCGGAUCUUGCGCUUCCUCGCAUGCUACUCCAUCGUCACUUGCGCCGCGCACGAACUCCCUGAUGGGCGGGCCGAGAGGCUCUACGGGCUUGCCCCGGUUUGCAAGUUCUUCACCAAGAACGAGGAUGGUGUUUCGAUGGCCCCUUUGUGCCUCAUGAACCACGAUAAAGUCCUCAUGGAAAGCUGGUACCACUUGAAAGAUGCUGUUCUUGAAGGAGGAGUCCCCUUCAACAAGGCCUAUGGAAUGACGGCAUUUGAAUACCCCCGUACCGAUCCAAGAUUCAACCAACUAUUCAACAAAGGGAUGUCCGAUGUUUCAACAAUGAUGAUGAAGAAGGUCCUCGAGACAUACAAAGGCUUCGAGGACCUCGAGUCGGUAGUCGACGUCGGCGGCGGAACUGGCGCUGUCCUCAACAUGAUCAUCUCCAAGUACCCCUCCAUUAAGGGCAUCAACUUUGAUUUGCCUCACGUCAUCGCCAAUGCUCCUUCCUAUCCCGGCGUCGAGCAUGUCGGAGGAGAUAUGUUCGUUAGUGUUCCUACAGGAGAUGCGAUUUUCAUGAAGUGGAUAUGUCACGACUGGAGCGAUGAGCAUUGCUUGAAGUUCUUGAAGAAUUGCUGCAAUGUGCUCCCGGAAAAUGGGAAGGUCAUAGUGGCCGAGUUCAUCCUUCCUGAAGUCCCAGACACGAGCUUCACGACCAAGUUAGUCACUAAUGCUGACCUGAUCAUGAUGGCUUACAACCCAGGCGGAAAAGAGCGGACGGAGAAGGAGUUCGAGGCGUUGGCCAAGGCUGCGGGGUUCAAGCGCUUCCGAGUCGUGUGCAUCGCCUUAAAGACUUGCGUGAUGGAAUUCCUCAAGAACUAA